AUGGCUGAAAAAUUUCGAGAUAGUCCCUUGGACACUCCUCUAGACAACCCAGAUCUAGAUUUAUUCACUGAUGGUUCUUCUUUCACGAGGGAUGCCAUAUACUACACUGGAGCUUCUAUAGACACAGAAUUUGCCACUCUAUGCUCGAAUCUUGGUGUACACCAGAGAAUCCACAGUGGGUUGAAACCUUAUGAAUGCCAGCAAUGUGGGAAGACAUUCAGUUGUAGCUCCAGUCUGGCUGUACAUCAGAGAACCCACACUGGUGAAAAACCUUUUGAAUGCCAGCAAUGUGGAAAGACAUUCAGUUCUAGCUCCAGUCUUGCUGUUCAUCAGAGAAUCCACAGUGGGGAGAAACCUUAUGAAUGCAGCCAAUGUGGGAAGGCAUUCACACAGAGCUCUGAACUUGUUCAACAUCAGAGAAUCCACAGUGGGGAGAAGCCUUAUGAAUGCAACCAGUGUGGGAAAACAUUCAGUCAGAGCGCCCAUCUUGCAGUACAUCAGCGAAUCCAUACUGGGGAAAAACCUUAUAAUUGCAAGCAAUGUGGAAAGACAUUCAGUCAGAGCUCCAAACUUAAUCAACAUCAGAGAAUCCACAGUGGGGAGAAACCUUAUGAAUGCAAGCAAUGUGGAAAGACAUUCAGUUGUAACUCCAGUCUUUCUGUACAUCUGAGAAUCCACAGUGGGGAGAAACCUUAUGAAUGUAACCAGUGUGAGAAGACAUUCAGACAGAGAUCCCAACUUCAUCAACAUCAGAGAACCCACAGUGGGGAGAAGCCUUAUAAAUGCAACGAAUGUGGAAAGUCAUUCAGUUGUAGCUCCAAUCUUGUUGUACAUCAGAGAAUUCACAGUGGGUUGAAACCUUAUCAAUCUCAUGCAGAAACCCAAGAGAAAGAAACAACAAGAGAUAAUCAGAUGCAGGCCUAUUCCCCUUAA
Gracilinanus agilis (Agile Gracile Mouse Opossum) is the source of this 933-nucleotide messenger RNA. RefSeq names its product zinc finger protein 239-like. Gene Ontology annotation, molecular function: RNA polymerase II cis-regulatory region sequence-specific DNA binding; DNA-binding transcription factor activity, RNA polymerase II-specific. NCBI's taxonomy places the organism in Eukaryota, Metazoa, Chordata, Mammalia, Didelphimorphia, Didelphidae. The coding region runs from base 1 to 933 and encodes 310 amino acids. Gene Ontology annotation, biological process: regulation of transcription by RNA polymerase II. The record is from RefSeq and is a predicted model, not a curated record. The transcript has 4 exons.